UAGUCACCCUGACCUUCAAAAACACGUGUGAAAAUAGAUCCCAGAAAAGUGAAAAAACGUCAUGUGUUAUUGAGGAAACAACAAACAACUCUGACCCGAAAAUAUGGCUGUAGCUCGCACUCAGUCCCCUCAGGGGCGUAAAUUUUACGACUUUGCUCUCCCGGAAGCUCAAUCCACGGAGAGAUCUGCCCGCGGCCCAAACCUUGAUUUGAUCAAUGGAAUUCAGCAAGAUCUUAAAGAGCACCUCACGACCUUUGUGGGCCCAUUUGGACGGCGACCUAUUAUACACGCCGACCAUAUUGCCUCUGGGCAAUCUCUUGGAUUCGUUGAAUCAAUCAUCCAAAGGCAAGUGUUGCCUUUCUACGGCAAUACCCACACCUCCACCUCCGUCACAUCCUUACAGACGAGCAUGUUUCGUCAUGAAGCCAGGGACACCAUCAGAAAUGCUUGCCACGCCUCUGAAGAGGAUGCUGUGAUUUUUGCUGGUCACGGAUGCACAGGGGCGGUUCACAAGUUGAUUGACGCCUUGGAUCUGCCACGGCAGAAGCAACCAGUAACCGUCUUUGUGAGUGGGAUGGAACAUCAUUCCAAUUUACUCCCUUGGAGAGAUUUAGGGGCACAGAUGGUUUACAUUCCUGAAGACGCAGAGGGUCAAAUUGACCACAAUGCGCUGAGAUCGGCCUUGGAAGCCCAUGAAAACAGUUCCACCCUGUUGAUUGGCUGCUUUUGCGCCGCUUCGAAUGUCACUGGGAUUCUCAAUGACGAUUUGGCCAUCACAGCCUUGUUACAUCAACAUGGGGCUUUGGCCUUUUGGGAUUAUGCCACGGCUGCUCCAUAUUUGGAGGUUAACAUGAACCCUAAAGUGCCUUUUGAUGUGGAUAAUCUGUGUUAUAAGGAUGCUGUUUAUUUCUCACUACAUAAGUUCAUGGGCGGGGUUCAAACUCCCGGGGUUUUGAUUGCCAAGAAGAAGUUGUUUGUGAGCGAUAAGCCCAAUGGUGCGGGUGGGGGAAGUGUGUUCUUUGUCAAAGGGAACGGCCAUAGAUACCUGAAGGACCCUGAGGUGCGAGAAGAAGGUGGAACCCCGGCCAUUGUGCAAAGUAUUCGAGGAGGAAUUGUCAUGAAACUGAAGGAUACAGUAACCACGGGAUAUAUUAUUCAACGUGAACUCGACUUGAAGAAAAAAGCCUUUCAACGGUUAGAGAGUAUGAACAAUUUUGCCCUCUUGGGCAGUCGUAGUCAGCCCAGGCUAGCAGUGAUAUCGUUCAUGAUUCGUCAUGGAGAUGGGUACCUUCAUCACAAUUUUGUGGCCUCUUUGUUGAACGACGUGUUUGGGAUCCAAUGUAGAGGUGGAUGUGCUUGUGCUGGUCCGUAUGUCCAACAUUUAUUGGGCAUUGAUGUGAAGUUGGCUGAGGCAUUUGAAGAAGCCCUUCUAGAGGAUGAUCGUUUGGACCGACACCACCUCCGUCGAGGCCCAGCCGAGUAUUCUACUUACGAGAUCUUAAGACCAGGAUUUACAAGAUUGAAUUUACCCUGGACAAGCUCAGAGGAAGAGAUUGACUUUAUCCUCAACGCAUUGGCUUUUGUCUCUGAUCAUGGGUGGAAGCUGUUGCCUCUGUAUUGCAUGAACUAUGAGUCUGGAGAUUGGAAGCAUCACUUUUUCUCGGGAUAUUCAGAACGGAAAUGGUUGGGCGACAUCGAUUUUCAGACUUACUUAUCACCCAAUAAGAAAAAUGACCCCAAGCAUGUACCGCUCUCUUUUCAAGACAUUUUAAUUGAGGCCAAUAAUUUGAUUGGAUCUACCUCGAAGCAUAGCCUUUCCUUGCAGUUAGGAGAUCAAGCUAUCAUUUUUGACAAAGUUAAACACCUCCGAUGGUUCUUGCUACCCUCUGAAGCCCAAGAUCAACUCCGUGGCAAUCAAACCCAGGAUCUCAAGUCUCCUUUUCAUGUGCUCAAUUAUAUCAAUUCUAAUGUUGAGGAAGUGCGUGAUGUCAAAACCAUUGGUUCAUUUUCUCCUUCUUUUUCGCCAAAUGACGAACUAAAAACAAUUUUGUGUAAGACGAAGAGAGCGUCAACUUGGUUGCCUACAAAAGACCAGACAGAACCCCAUUUCCCAAUAGUUCCAUCUCAUCCUCAAUUGGAAGUCACCGAUACAAAUUCGUCUUCGUCCAAUGAAGUUAUGAAAUGCUCAUACGAUCUCUGCGUUUUGACAGAGAAGAGACUCCCUAUUCCAGAAUUGCGAGUGAAGUCAAUCUGGCGACCGCCCACCAAAGACAUAUUUAAGCCGUUUCUAGAAGCAGUGGAGACCUUUAAAAUGAUCCGAGAUGGGGAUCGAGUCUUGGUAUGCCUCUCAGGUGGAAAGGAUUCACUCAGUCUUUUACACGCCAUGAAGCAAUAUCAGUACUACGGCAAGAAAAACGGCAUUCAGUUCGACCUUGGAGCUGUCACCGUUGAUCCUUUAAGCUCCGCCUAUGAUCCAAGACCGCUCAUUCCCUACCUAGAGGAACUGCACGUCCCUUACCUCUACGAAGAACAAGCCAUCAUGGAGCAAGCCUUGGCCGCAAAUUGUUCCUCGAUUUGCGCCUUUUGCUCCAGAAUGAAACGUGGUCGUAUUUAUGCCUCUGCUAGGCGCGAAAAAUACAAUGUUUUGGCAAUGGGUCAGCAUCUGGACGAUUUAGCGGAGUCGUUCCUCAUGUCUGUGUUCCACAAUGGCCGAUUGAGAACCAUGAAGGCCCAUUACACGGUGAAAGAAGGGGAUCUGAGAGUGAUUCGCCCUUUCGCCUUUGUCAGGGAAAAGCAACUCCGGAUUUUUGCUGAGACGCAGAAGCUACCCGUGAUCCCGGAAAAUUGUCCGGCUUGCUUUGAAAGUCCGAAAGAACGUCACCGUAUGAAGCAACUGUUGGCCCAACAAGAAAUCCUGUUCCCGAAGUUGUACUGGAGCCUCAAGAGCGCCAUGAUUCCAGUUAUGAACAUUCGUAAGACCGGCCUCGAAAGUACGAUCUUUGGAAGGAACAAUUUCAACAAAAAAGAAACUACCGAUGUGGCCGACAGUUCGGAUGAGGAGGAGUGCUAACUUUAUUGAAAAGAAUAAUAAGGAACAUGGUCAGAGAGGAAAUGGUCUAUUAAGACAUUUAUUGAGCGAUUUAACCCAACAUAGUCCGUUUCCUCCCACGUAGUCGGAUCUCUUCAUACUUCUUAAGAAUCUCUGAGCAGUCUUUCUGAGGCACGUCGCUUUUGUAGGCCUUCAUGAUGGCAUCAAAGAUUGCCUCCGUAUUCGGGUGUGUAGAUAGAAACGCCCUCUCCAAAACAUACAAAUCCACCCCUUUAUCCUCAGCCGAGCCUUCCGCAAAUCCGAGCCCGAAAUCAAUCAGAACCAAUUCAAGUUCACAAUCGGGCGCUCCCGGAUUUGCCACCAAUAUAUUCGAUGUCGUCAGAUCUCCGUGGAUGAUAUGAUUGGAAUGGAUGAGCGCCAAAACUUUCCCAAUGACUUGAGCCAAGGCCAGAAGUCUGGGUUCAGAUCCAUCCUCAGCCAAUAGCGUCUGAAUAAAAUACCGGCACGUUUGAGCGCGUGCCAAGAAUUCCAUCACAA
This is a messenger RNA of Tigriopus californicus, 3586 nucleotides long. RefSeq lists its product as uncharacterized. The coding region runs from base 104 to 3070 and encodes 988 amino acids. The record is from RefSeq and is a predicted model, not a curated record. Lineage: Eukaryota; Metazoa; Arthropoda; Copepoda; Harpacticoida; Harpacticidae. The transcript has a single exon.